AUGGCCAGUCCAUCAGAUGACGGUCUAGCAGAAGUCCCAUCAAACAUGCCAGAUUUCUCUGCCCCAGCCUUUUCUCCGCAGGCCAACGCAAGCUUCGCCUCCAACAGCUUCUCGAUAACAAGGAAAGGCAGCUGCAAACAGGCGGGAACUCUCGGUCAGCGGGUUCUCGCACAGCAGAUAGAGCUCGAAGAGAAGAUAAGACAACUCCAGGAAUUUGAUGCAGAACAUGCAGAGGAUGAGGAACUAGAUACUGACGCGCGCGAACGUUAUCGCGAACUAGCAGAAACUAUUGCUGCUUGGGACGCAGAGAACGCGCAGCUAUCUGGUGCUUUUGGCCAAAAACGUCCUCCUACACAGCAAUCAUCUCCAGCCUUACCAAUCAAUGAUCUCCCUCGAGAGGAGCCCGAGCGUUCCAAAGCUUCAGCUUCAUCUGCUGCCCAGUCUCGUCGUGCCAAAAAAUGCUGCCCAUCGAGCAGACGACGUUGGCAAGUUUCUUUCACUCUUUUCGAAUUUGCGUUCGAGAUCGGAAGUGGACUCCUCACCGAAGUGCGACGGCUCCAGAGCCUUCUCGGAGAGCGCGAUAAGGCCAUCCAAGACAUGAAGGAGGAGAAAGACGACCUCGAAAGGACCGUUGAAUCUCUACGUACCGCGCUUCGAUCGCAAGAACAGAGUUCAGACAAGUUCAAAGAAGAAAACUGGAACCUCGAAGUGACUCUUCAAGAAGUCCGUACCCAACUUUCAGACACGCAGUCGACAAUCGUGCGCCUUGAAGGCGAGCACAAGCGCAUCACGAAAGUGCUCAACAGCACACGAGAAGCAGCAGACCAACACAAGAACGAAUCACAGCGCGUCCAAACUGCAUUCGAUGAUAUGAAAGCUAAGCACGAGACAGACGUGGCACAGGCGCGUAAGCAUGCUGCGGGUCUACAGCGCGACAAAUCAGACUUGCAGUCCGCGCUUGAUACGCUGAAGGCGGAAGUAGAGAAAGCAAGCCGUCGCCUCGGUCCACGAUUCGGGAGUCCACUCACGCCUGGCGCAAACCAGGGCAAAGAGUACUCGACCCCUGCUACAGAGGAUGAUGAUGUCUUCACCUCAGCCAGCACCAACAACAGGCGAAAAAUGGACAGUUCGGCCGUGUUCCAGCCUGAUGUAUUCGAGGAUCUUGUAGACAUUUCCCCCGACCCAUUGAGGCCCUCCAGCAGCGGCUUGUCCACGCCCAGAGGCAGAUUAGCACACUCAAAGGGCAGUCUGCAUCGCGAGAAGGAGAUGCGAAUGGAGUAUAGGCGCAAACUGGAGUCUUCCUCUGGGUAUGUACAUGAUGAAAACGAGCCCCCAGAAGAUGAGACAAAUGACGAUGACGAGACUGAGACUAAGCAUCCUCGCCGGCUGACGCCAUACCGUUCUGGUGGUGGCAGAGCCAGAGGCAGAAGAGGCAGGGGGAGGUCCUCCCUUGUUACCAGGCUCGGCAUGGCAGCACAAAGGGUAACGCAGAGGGCGAGCCGGAAGAGCAAAAACCUUGACUCCUUACCUUCUACCUCCUCGAAGCGAACGAGCGUUGAGGGUAUGGACCCUAUGUUUGCCAAUGUACUCCGCAAGUCUGCGUCCUACAGCUCGCUUCCAAGUCAAUCCAGCCCGCUUCGCCAUUCCCUGCUGGCCCGCUCCUCGCCUCGCGGCACUGGGCGUGGUGGAGCCCCACAAAGACGCGCUCGUGGCGGUGCUGCUUUCCAGGAGGCCAGACCGGCGUCCCUUGUUGGGGAACCUGAGGCUUUGGCUGCAGAGCUCGGCAUUGGCAUGACGUCUGUCACUGAAGAUGUUGAAGUCAAGAUCACCACUGAAAUGGCGUGUCAGACGGACUUCGAGGACGUGACGGUGACUUCGAACGACAUGGGUGUGCAAGUCGAGCAAGCCCUUGAACCCGUGCCAGCAUCUCCUACCACUUCUGAAAUGUCGUGCCAGACUGACGAGGAGUCCUCUGUGGUGCACAUGGAAACAGCUGUGCAACACGAACCUACUUCUCCCGUUGCAGCCCGCACAAGCUUCUACCAAAUGCAGCCCUCCGAUCGCGUUUUCAUCGCACGGAGCUCGAUGAGGCGCACGACGCUCACACAGUCUGAUUUCUCUCGCUCGUUGGAGGGCGACAACACCUUACGUGGUGGCAUUCCUGGUGAAGCUAACAGCCGACGACCCAUUCCAGGUGGCUUCACCUCUGAGGAGGAGAGCGACAUCGACGUUGAUAUUGACGACGGAGCGACGGAGACUGGUAUAGAAACAGACACAGAUGUGGAUGAUUACCACGACGCGCGGGGAAGUCUUGCUACAGAAUCACGGGAGGACUUCCACUCUGUGUUGACGAUGACGGACAACGACUUUUCGGAGAGCGAUGAUGAGAGUAUCAAGGCGCUGGUAAUCUCGAGGCGGUCGUCAAUGACGUCUAUGACGCAACAUCGGGAGUUACGCCAUCGUGACACAACUACCUACGAGGAGAGGGGUGUUGGUAUGGAUAGCGUUGAAGAGCCCAAGGUCAUCGAGGUUAUCAAGGAAGUGGAGGUCAUCAGGGAGGUGGAGGUCAUCAAAGAGGUGGAAGUCAUCAAGGAAGUCGAAGUACCUGUUGAAGUCAUCAGGGAGGUGGAAGUUAUCAAGGAAGUCGAAGUACCUGUUGAAGUCAUCAGGGAGGUGGAGGUUAUCAAAGAGGUCCCGGUAGAGGUCAUCAAGGAGAUCGAGAUCAUCAAGGAGGUUCCAAUCGAAAUCAUCAAAGAAGUACCUGUGGAAGUCAUCGAGGAGGUCCAAGAACCAGUUGAAGUCUUGAAGGCAGUCGAAGUGACCAAGAAGGUUGGCGAGCCCUCCAAGCCAGAGCUAAAGGAGAUGUCCGUCCAAACGGAUAUUUUUACUGCUUCGCCCGUCAUUGCAAGCUGGCAAGACACCUCUGCGUCAUCCAUGACCCCCACUGCCACUCCCGCACCCUCCCUCCCUGCGUCCCCCGCUCUCUUCCGAGUGGGCACGACAGUACAGCAGUUCCAGUUCGUCCCUGCACCCGCCAUUGCAGCGCCCGCUUCUCCUUCCCCCUCUACUAUUCGCGACUCCAGUGUCAGUACCACAAGCUUCGGCAUCAUUCGUUCUGUUACCUCCAAUGCAGACCAUCGACGGUCGGUUGAGUCUGCAGUUUCCUCUGGCGCCGACGAUGGAAUUCGUCGUUCAAGAACUGCUUCUGUUGUACCCUCCAUUGUAGACAAGACUCGUCCCCCUAUGAUGGCCUUGCCACCACCACCUCGCCAGCCGCCUCCGCCUAGCACCAUGGCACCGCCCCCUUUCAUCCCGGACAGGAGAGUAGCUACUACGUCCUCGACAUCGGACGUGCCGCCACCUCGUCCGUCCUCCCCCCCACCUCCAGAACUCAUACAGCGUGCCACCACACCGACCUUUGGCACAAUGCUUUCCGUACACGGCAGGGGUGGUGCUUACGGUCCAAGGCAGCAUGGCUCGAGUAUGCCCCCGCCUCAAUCAAAUUUGCGGCAGCCGCCAUCCACAAGCAGUUUCCGGUCUGCUGCUAAUGCUGCGGCGUAUGCACAAAAUUCGGCUCCACCGUCUGGCUUACCAUCAUGGGGUGUACGCGAGCAGCAGAGGAGGGAGAUGUCGAGCACGUCCCUGGCGUCAGAUAGAAGCGCACUUUCACCACGGUCGUCCAUAUCUUCGGACCACAAUGUCUUCUUAAACCGCACUCCUGGCGCCAGCAUGCCCGUUACCCCUGGCAAGAAUGUCGAUCAACUUAAUGACAACAGAAAUAGUAUGUCAACAGACCCUGCAACUAUGAUCGGCGAGUUCUUGUACAAAUAUACCCGGCGCACCAUUGGCAAGGGCUAUGGAGAGAAGAGACACAAGCGGUUCUUCUGGGUGCAUCCCUCUGCUGACCCUGGAUCAUCAAACGUUUCAGAGUCGAGUGCCAAGAGCGCUUAUAUCGAAGGUGUUCGCUCUGUUUUAGAUCCCAAUCCCAUGCCUCCUGGUUUAUACCAGUACAGCGUAGUGAUAUCCACAGCCCAGAGAGAAAUGAAGAUUACCGCUCCUACCAAGGAGCGCCAUGACAUUUGGCUCAAUGCUUUGAAAUACCUGCUUGCUCGUCCCAGCCCUGUAAUGACGCCCUCAACCAGUCAGAAUGAAAAUGUGGCCCCCAUGAGUCCCAUGUCUCAAAGCGCAGAGCUCACAGACGAUGACCACCGUCAUUUGACUGAUACAAGCCCCAAAAGUCAACGAAGUGGCCGAAGCAGCCGGAAUGGUGGCGCUUUCAGCACCACGCCGCGGGGCAGCCGGAGUAGAUCACAAAUCUCUAUGCGAGGGUCUGUAGGCAAAAGGUCUGGAACGCCAGCCGCAGAAUACCUCCGAUGGGCAGCGCCCGAGAGCCCGUACAGCCCCGCAAGGUCCUUCGAACGAGUUAUGGGUCACAGCCAAGACGACGACGACCUUGAGUUUGAACUCCAUGGCCAAUCCCAGUCAGACGACGGGUUCGAGGGCUUGGAAAAUGUGCGCGCCUGUUGUGAUGGACGUCAUACUGUCGGUCAUUCUGGUCAUCAUCACCAUCACUCCCACAAUGGUGACCACCUUGAAGUUAACACUCCUGCACGGCCGGUGUCUCCUGCGUGGUCGCUUCGAUCGCGAACGGGGAGUGCACACUCUCAUGAUACAGGCGGGGACGAUGGGAAGCUUCGCUUUGGCUCUCGACGAUCUACAAAGACUGUACCUAACGCUACUGGUGAUCGGUAG
Suillus subaureus is the source of this 4752-nucleotide messenger RNA. RefSeq lists its product as uncharacterized. The record is from RefSeq and is a predicted model, not a curated record. The transcript has 12 exons. The coding region runs from base 1 to 4752 and encodes 1583 amino acids. Gene Ontology annotation, cellular component: cell cortex; mitochondrion. Gene Ontology annotation, biological process: dynein-driven meiotic oscillatory nuclear movement; establishment of mitochondrion localization; microtubule cytoskeleton organization. Gene Ontology annotation, molecular function: tubulin binding; phospholipid binding. Lineage: Eukaryota; Fungi; Basidiomycota; Agaricomycetes; Boletales; Suillaceae.